UCUGUCUCCAACUUUUGUGUGUUUCAGACAGCCUCUGUUUAGAAUCAUCCCAGAUGUCAAAAUAGACAUGCUGAUGAUGUUUUGAUUAGCAUGCUGCUUAAAAUGCAGUAGGUAGUUUUUUUAUUUUUACUAAAGUGUUAAUAUCAGUGAACUCAAGGUCUGUGAGUGAACAUAAAUCCUGCAAUUUGUUCAUGGGUUCUGCAGCCGCUGUGGGUGAUAAACGGGGGGGAGAAAUACAUGUCAUCAUUGUAAAGUUAUGAUUCCCUUAAAUACAGAACCUAGAAAGAGAUGCACAGCAUUAUUAAGGACAGACAGGCAAGAGUCCGCUUUUAACAUGAAGGCUUUAUCUCCACCAGAGUCUCCACGACAAAGAACUACGAGAAGGGUCUCUAAACCUCUGAUGGAGAAACGCAGACGGGAGCGGAUCAACCACAGUCUGGAGACAUUACGACUUCUGAUGCUGGAGAACACUCGCAAUGAGAAACUGAAGAAUCCAAAGGUGGAGAAGGCAGAGAUUCUGGAGAGUGUGGUCCAUUUCCUGAAGACAGACAGGGAGGUGGAGAAGGGUCACCGGGCCAGGGAGCAGAGACCGACCUGUCCCCGCCAACACAACUACCACGACGGCAUGAGGUCCUGUCUGCUGAGGGUCAGCCACUUCAUAGCCAGCAAGAGCCAGGAGUCAGAGGAGACCGGUGGGGAUACAGUUCAGGCCUCUCUUGCGCUCCCCGAACCCCAGACACACCCUUCCUCUCCCGGGCACAUCCACAGGGCACUGAUGCCCGCUCCUGCUGGUGGCUCUGCUGCUCUGUCUCCGCAGCAUGUGCCCCUUCAUCACCACCAGCACGGGAUCUCUCAUCCAUACCUCACCCAGACUGGCAUCCACUGUGACACCAGGGAGCUGCUCUCCUCCACGGCAGCCUGCACUCACGUCACCGACCCUGUGUGGAGGCCCUGGCCUCAGUGACAGACACUUUGACACAGAUUCUAUUUUAGAUAUGUACUGUAGUUGCCGGCAGACUGUGUAAAUAUGUAUUUUAUUGUACAGCCUGGAUUUUUUUUUUGUACAGUGAAGAUAUUUUCCUUGACAACUCUCACAUUUAAGAUGAAAUUCUCCACUUUCAUGUUGCGUUUUUGCUUUACGAUUUGCGCGUCAUUUUUUUAAUUUUUGAUGUUAGUUGUGAAUAUGUGACAUUUUCAGGCGGCAGUGUCCGCAGGUUGCUGUUCUGUUUUUACAAACACGAAUACUUAAGUGUAUUUGGUGUUGCUGAGACGCGUGCGUAAAAUCGCUUUGCCUUAUUUGACUUUGACAGCUUGAUCAGGGGGUGCUGUUCUAUUUUUGCUAUCUGUGCUCUGAGAUGUAUAUAUUUUUUAGACAUGAUACUGGGAUUUGCUGAAUUCUCUGUUCCUAUUUACAAUAAAAGUACAGUUUCCUGAUCACCCCA
Molecule: messenger RNA, 1442 nt
Organism: Siniperca chuatsi (mandarin fish)
Lineage: Eukaryota; Metazoa; Chordata; Actinopteri; Centrarchiformes; Sinipercidae
Gene: her5
Product: hairy-related 5
Exons: 6
Coding region: 257-964 (235 amino acids)
Biological process (GO): regulation of neurogenesis; anterior/posterior pattern specification; regulation of transcription by RNA polymerase II
Cellular component (GO): nucleus
Molecular function (GO): protein dimerization activity; DNA-binding transcription factor activity, RNA polymerase II-specific; RNA polymerase II cis-regulatory region sequence-specific DNA binding
Source: RefSeq, a predicted model, not a curated record